AUGGCGCCAAGUGUGAACCGUCCGACGGACAACAAACUCAAGGAGACGGACAUCAAUAAAAAACUCCAAUUAUUUGGAAUCUUUCAUGCUUUCAAGAAUAGCAAGCUUCCAUCGAACCAGCAGUGUGAUAUUGCUCUGAAUAGUGUCUUGAACUCAAAGGCGCUCAACUCGGGCAAGGAUCUCUCCUCUGAGGGCAGAAUCCUUGUAAAGGAUGUGCGCAAUGUCAUCAACAACGCCAAAAAGCUACUCCUGAGCAAGAACGAGGGUGAGUUACUGCAGGAAUUUAUCUGGCAAGCACAGCAGAUAAGCCCCGAUGAUUCCAAGCUACCCAAUGCACCAAUUUCCAAGGAGGCUGGCGCACGGGAUGCGAAUAAGACUUUGGAAGGCCUCAAGACCCUCGGUACCCUGCUUAUCACCAACGGUGAAUUCCGAAAGCUUUUGAGCGAUGCCACUAUUCUACUGAAGGAUAUCGCUGCAGAUGCUUCCCAAAAGGCUGCCAACCAAGUUCGUCCGUCGGAGGACCAACUCGCCCAAAUCGAUGUUCCAGCCGAGGAGAACGUGUGGCACGAAAAGCCAAAUUUGUCCAAGGAAGACUUAAAGAACCGCAUCCAGAAGAAGAAGACGAGCAAUGCUGGUUCCAUUGGCGGAUUCGCCGAAACUGGCGAUGCAGACUCUAUGGCAACUUCGGACACGAGCCGCACCCGCGAUGCCGCCAACAAGGCUAAGGAUUAUCUUUCUGGGAAAAUUCCCAAGGAGCGCCGCGAACAGUCUAUCUGGCGUCUGAAGAAGAUGAUCAUUGAAAUCCAGGGCCAUGCUGAUUAUCAACAGGCUGUCGAGACCCUGUUGUUCAUGGCGGAGAAGUACGCGGGCCAUACCAAGAACCUUGGCCAGCAGAGUGGUAGUGCUGUCAAGGACAUUCGGAGCACCAGCAGCGUUAUGACUGUCGAGUACAAUUUGCGCACUCUGAUUGAGCGCUUCGCCAACAACACAUCCUUGUCCGACUUCUUUGAUUCGUUGAACAAUAUCUACCGCGAUGCUGAUAAGGACCCUGAGCUACGGGGAUGGUUCCAGAACAUUGAUACUUACAUCCGCAAAUGUUUGCGUGAGCAGGGAUUCAUCAUGCAAGAUGAGGCCAACGAACAGUGGAACGAGCUUUAUGAUAAGGGCCGUUACCUGCUCCGUGAACGUUAUCGCUCGCACACUGAUCGCAUUGUCGACGAGAUCAAGUUUAUGGCUGAGCAAUUUGACAAGGACCCCCUGAACAAGGGUCUAGCAGACUCCAUUCAAAAGCUGUUCAAAGACUUGGGUCAAGAUAACCAAGGGAAGAUUGUGUUCAAGAAGCAUCUGCUUAAGGACAUCCGUGACGUCAUCAUCCCCGGUAUCGUUGAAAAUGUUCGCUAUUUCCCCAUUCCGCGUAUUGAGGUGUCGGACCCAAUGGUGGAUGUCGUCGUAGAGAAUCUUGUCAUUGAGAGUGACAAUCUGAUGCCCAACGUGGUGGAGUUUGGUAGUGACAACUACUUCCGCUGGGGUCGCAAGAAUAUCAGCAACCAGCGCAAUAACAAGAUCAUGAUCUCCAUGUCUGGUAUCCAGGCUGACCUCCGUGAUGUAAGCUACUACAUCAAGAAGAAGGAGGGCUUCCCUGCCAUCACAGAUACUGGUAUCAUGGAUAUCCUCCUCCGUGGAGACGGCCUCAGCGUCAAGAUUGCUGCUUCGACUGCCGACAAGAAAGACAAGCAGAAGUUUGUCAAGCUGGAAAAGAUUUCUAUCAACAUUAAGCACAUGGAUAUCAAGCUGAAGCAGUCCAAGUACAAGGUUCUUUUCGCCACUUUCAAGCCCCUGCUUUUCCGCGUGGUUCGCCCAGCUCUCACCAAGGUCAUCGAGGCUCAAAUUCGAGAUGCAUUUGAAAAGGCUGACGGGUAUGCCGCUGAAAUCCACAGCGAGGCUCAGCGUGCCCUGGAGGCUGCCCGUGAAGACCCAGAGAACGCUCCCAGCAUCUUCUCACGCUACGCUGACGCCAUGCGGGCCCGUGCUCAAGCUAAGGCCAAGCAGGCUGAGAGUCUGAUCAAGCGUGACACCAAGGUCCAGACCGUGAUGACAUUACACGACUCUCUGUUCCCGAGCAUCAAGAUCCCUGGUGGUAUUUCUACCAAGGCCCACGAAUACGCUGAGUUGGCCGCCAAGGGCGAGCGCUGGCAAUCACCGAUCUUCAGCGUUGGUGACGCAUCCGAGUCUUCUGAUAUCCCCUCUACGGGAAACAUCACCCGUAAGACUCACACCACUGCUGAUGGUAGUAUCGCUGGUGGUGCUGGUGGCGUUGAUGGUAUUGGCCACAUCACUACAGCUUCUGGUUCUGCAGCUUUGGCUACAGACAGUCCUGUUGGAUAUCCGUCUGGCGGCUUUUCCGAUGAAGUCGACCAGGCCUUUGUCAAGGGAAAGCCGACUAUUGUGAACGAUGGACUGAAAACUACCAAUGGAGCCACAUUUGGCAACAGCCCUACUACCGUCACACAAAUCUGA
Molecule: messenger RNA, 2517 nt
Organism: Penicillium taxi
Lineage: Eukaryota; Fungi; Ascomycota; Eurotiomycetes; Eurotiales; Aspergillaceae
Exons: 6
Coding region: 1-2517 (838 amino acids)
Molecular function (GO): lipid binding
Source: RefSeq, a predicted model, not a curated record